Podarcis lilfordi (Lilford's wall lizard) is the source of this 4565-nucleotide messenger RNA. NCBI's taxonomy places the organism in Eukaryota, Metazoa, Chordata, Lepidosauria, Squamata, Lacertidae. The record is from the annotation of a GenBank genome assembly.
AGUGUCCGGGUAGAAACUAACCCCACUGCGCAAGCGGCCCCACCCUCCUAAACUCUCUCUCAUUAUCGCGCCUAACCUGCCGAAGCCCUCAGGCCCCGCCCGCUCUCUCGAGUUUGCCAGGCUCGCGUCGCUGGGGUAGGACUUGGGUGUGUGUGGAGGGGGGGCUGUCUAAAGGGGAGGGCGCGGGGGACCCUUUAGGGCGACGCACCCCGCGCGGCAGAUGGAAGGUAAAGCUAUCCUAGAGUCCGCCGGCGCUGAUUCGUCUCCAGCACGAGGGUAAUGUAAGAUGGGGCGAAGGAGCAUUGGGGAGCCCGGGGAGGGGAGACGGUGCUUGCGGUAAGCGCAGGCUGUGGGGGGAGAUGAGUUUGUGGGGAAAGGAAGGGCGUGGGAGACCCUAGGGCCCUAGGCGCUGAACAGGGUUGCCAUCUUCUUCAAUCAGGACUGCGCCUGUGCCUUUAAUAGCGGCUUCCCCAUGGUAAAUCUGCAAGGUGGAGCUUCUCUUAACGGGGAGAGGAAAUCCCGCGCGAGAGCUCUGGUUGCAUGGAUUUCCAAAGCAACCCGGGGCAGGGUUCUUCUUAGGGGCGUAGUUGGACCCAGGGGUAGGUGGCCACCCUGGGGUGAAAGGGAGAGGGAGAAAGAAGCCAGGAGGGGGCGCCAAUGGGUUCCCUGCUUAUGAGUUCCCUGCUGACUUCCAGCGCUGCUCCUCUAAGGAGGAGGGAAGGUUGGAAGCAUGACCUUGGCUGGCUCAAAAACUGACACUACAUGCCCUUCCCUUUGGGGAGGGACCUAAGCAGCCGUGGGGUCGGGGGCUUGCAUCUGGGAAGCCUGAACUCAAAUCCCACCUUGGGUACGCUGCAUAUCUCUGUAUUUCAAAGCCUCUGCCUUAAAAAUAAAGUCAAACAUGAUAUCACUGAUUCAGACAAUUAUGGGUGAAAAAUGUGUACCUGCUGCCAUAUCAUAGCUGUGGUUAGGGAGUGUGUGGUGUUGCACAUGUGUAUUACAUUUUUUACAUGUAAAGGGAACCACCACCCCCAACUUGUGAAAGAACCCAUACAGGGCUGCCAGAAGAUAAACUUGAUAAAGAUGAUAAGCAUUCCCAUUUAUUUGGCACUUUAAAAAUGUAUCAAUAUUUAUUUGAUAUCUGACCUUUUUUCAUCAUGGAACUCAAGGCAGUAUGCAUGUGGUUCUCAGGUAGUUACUCAUCCAAGCCCGAACCUGCUUUGCUUCAGGAAGGUGGUGGCCUCACAUGCCUUGAGGCCACACCCUGAGACCUGACUGACAAUUGCUGUCCCACAAUUGCACAUACUUUUCUUUCUGUGCAUAACCGUAUAUUACAGCAGAGUUCUCGCAUCGUAUUUCUUAGUUCAUUUGGGGUAUUUAUAUUCAAUAUUUGUAUACUGCCUUCCAUAUAUAAUAACCAAAUUGUGCACAAGAGUACAAGAGGAUUACAAAAUUUGGAAUAAAACAGCAGUUGCUAGGUGGGUAGUUAAAAUAAUUCAAAUGGUAUUAGUAGCCAGCAAAGGCUUCCAAGAACAUAUAUUCCCCCCCAAAAAUGAACAAGAUUUAGGCUGCUGUGUAUUACAUUUCAGGCAUAAACAUUUCUGAAUGAUUGUUGAUGUAUACAUCUUGUGUUCACUUUAGGUGGCAGUUAUCUGAGCGCUAAAAUAUGGCUGGACAAAUAUCAGAAUCUGAUCAGAUCAAGCAGGUAAAUGCUGUAGCUCCAAAGGGUGCUUUUGAAAUGUCGGUGUACCUAACACUUUGGCAAUUUGUGUGGUUUUAAUAGCUGUAUGUAAUAAUGUAUUUAUCAGCACAGAGCUGAUGCUCAUUAUAUGCUAUGUUAAGUAUAUUUCCCUCGGAUGCAUGUUGCCCCUGCCUAAAUCCUUGUGUGCUAAUUCUUCAAAUAAAGCAGGAGUGAGGAACCUUUUGGGCUCCACAGGCCAGGUCUUUAUCAGGAUCGGCCUGUCAGACCAAAUUUGACAGGUGACUACCCAACUGUCAGUCACAUGAUAUCAUUAUGCCAGCAAAUGAUUGACAGGUAAACAGCCCUUGUACACCUGUCAGAAUCCCUUGCACCUACUGCUGCUGUAGGGAAAGUGGGAAUUAAGUUCUGGUGCUUUGCCAAGUAGCAGAAGGCGUUUGGGAACCCUGCUGGCUUCCUUUUCUACCUUAUAAAGUGGGGACAAGACCAGACGCUUUCUCUCUCCCCUAUUGGGAGACAAGAGAGAUAGCUCUACCCUGUGGAGGAAGGGAAAGAAAGGCUUUUCCAAGUCUUGCUCCUUCCUCCAUUAAGUUCCCCAAUAUCAGGGACUUGAAGCAGGAGGGGGCAGAUGGGGAAAAGGCUUUGCGAGCCUCCCCCUCUUCCCACUUUUAAGUUUCCAGCAUUGGGGACUUGAAGGAUUAGAUGAGGAGACUUGUAAAGGCUUUUCCAAAUCUCCCCCUUCCUUCUCUGUGUCCAGUGUCAGGAACAUAAUGGAAAAGGGAGGAGACUUGAAAAAAGCUUUAAGAUGGCCUUUUAGCAAAUAGUAGCUUAUGAGCUGUCUUAAUGCCUCUGCCAAAAGCCUUUUUGAAGUAUCUCCCAUGCAUGAGCUGCUACAAAAGGUGCUUUUGCACAGGGCUUGAAUCACCAUUCAGCUGAUGAGUAGGGAUUAAAUCCUUCUGCCUUGGCUGUGCAAACCUGUUCCUUGCCAAAAAUACUAUCAAGCAGCCAAUGCAGGAUUAAACCUGGUUCUCACGCUCAUCUGCUGAUGUCACCAGUGAUGUCAGCUAAUGGGCAGGUGUAUAUGGUGUGAAGAAAAUGGCAUCCCAGGCCACGAUUGGCCCACAGACAGAGAUUCCCCACCCCUAAAAUAAAGGAUCUGCCUAGUUCUGAAGAUCUCUCUUGAUUUAUUAACAGUUCAAGGAAUUUCUUGGGACAUAUAACAAAUUGACAGAAACCUGCUUCCUGGAUUGUGUGAAAGAUUUCACCAGCCGAGAAGUCAAGCCAGAAGAGGUAUGCAGCUAUUCUAUGCCCUUUGGACUUGUACCUGGUAGAACUUCAGUGUAAAUUUGCACGUUAAUCAAGAAAGCUAGCUAAACCAAACAUUUCAAAAGAGAUGUACAGUGGUGCCCCACAAGACGAAUGCGUCGCAAGACGGAAAACCCGCUAGACGAAAGGGUUUUCCGUUUUUGAGUUGCUUCGCAGGACGAAUUUCCCUAUGGGCUUGCUUCGCAAGACGAAAAUGUCUUGCGAGUCUUGAGAUUUUUUUUUCGCUUUUCCCCCUCUUUAUCUAAGCCGCUAAGCCUUUAAUAGCCUUUUAGCAGCUAAUCCGCUAAGCCGAUAAGCCUUUAAUAGCCGCUAAACCGCUAAUAGCGCUAAUCCGUUAAGCCGCUAAUAGGGUUGCUUCGCAAGACGAAAAAACCGCUAGACGAAGACACUCGCGGAACGGAUUAAUUUCGUCUUGCAAGGCACCACUGUAGCUCUUCUGUUUGUGUGGCUCUCAGGUCAGAUAUUAAUUGGAUUGAAUAACAAUAAAAGGGCCCUGCUGGAUCAGUCCAAGGGUCCAUGAUAUUCACUCACACAGCUCCCUUAUUUGUUAAAUGCUAGAGUGAAUGACAAAAAAGAUUCAAAAGAUUGAAGCCCUACAAAAUUGUUAAUGGCACAUUGUCAUCAAACACUGGAAGGCAAAGAAAGCACUGAACGACAGAGACAGAUAAACGUUAUGUAUUUCCCUAAUGUGGGUUUGUUUCGAAACUGAGUCAAUGUUGUGUUAAAAUUCUAGCUCAGUGCUAAACUAAAAAGGGGAGCUUUGGCAAAGUGGUACAUAUUUGUGUUCAGUUUUCCCAUUUUCCCAGAGAAGCAGUGUAUUUAACCCUCAAAGUUUAUUAUACAUUUUCAUUAUGUUAUUAGUAUGUCUUAAAAUUGCCAUGGGAAGAUAACUUCAUAUAGGGUAAGGUUCAAAUGUGAAAACGCAAAUGAUUUCCAUGUUCAAAUUACUGAAUUUUUUUUUAAAUGUGAGUGACUACAGGGUUCUUCCCAUCUCUCCCUUCUUGAUAUAGAUGACUUGCUCAGAGCACUGCUUACAGAAGUAUUUAAAAAUGACCCAGAGGAUAUCUAUGAGGUUUCAGGAGUACCACAUUCAGCAGAAUGAAGCGCUGGCUGCCAAAGCAGGACUUCUUGGCCAGCCUCGCUAAAAGGCAGGGGCUGCCUUUGUGAAGGAGUGCCAACGUUGAUUGCAUUGCACACAAAGGUGCAUUGGUCCCCACCGCUGCUGCAGCAACAUCCACCAGCUCAGAACAGAAGAGCUCAGGAAACAACUGAACUGUGGAAACCACCAGGAGCUGCAGUUGGGGUUGGCAGUGGCUGCAGAGCUGAUGGAGUCUGUUCCGAGAUUGUCUUCUAUUGUGCAUUGAAAUAAUGUUGAUACCACCUUUUUUCUGGAGGCUUACAGAUUUGCUUCUGACCGUCACUAGGUUAAAGAUGGGGAGGGAACAACUACAUUUUAGUUUUUGUUGUUUCUUAAUGACUUAAUUUUUAAUACACAAGCGUGUUGUCCAAAAAUUAUAUCCCAAAGUGUCUAAAGCAAGGU